Messenger RNA from Cucumis sativus (cucumber), 1784 nucleotides. Its product is annotated as ACT domain-containing protein ACR4. The transcript has 7 exons. NCBI's taxonomy places the organism in Eukaryota, Viridiplantae, Streptophyta, Magnoliopsida, Cucurbitales, Cucurbitaceae. The coding region runs from base 205 to 1554 and encodes 449 amino acids. The record is from RefSeq and is a predicted model, not a curated record.
UCCGCCAGCUCAAGAGCCGCCUCCACCCAACCAACUUGCUACGCGGAUAUACAACAAACACAAAACAACUCUCUUCUCUCAUCUCACACACACACAAAAUUCUCACAAAUCUCAUCGCCAAGCACAAAUUUCUCACAAUUACAACAACAAUCAAAUUCCUCACAAACCCACUUUCUUCUUCUUCCUCCUCCUUCACUUUCCCCCAUGGAUUCUUGGGCUUCUCUUCCAGUUCACGAUGAGUAUCAAAAGCUCGUCAUUAGAAUGAACCCCCCAAGGGUGUCUAUUGAUAAUACCUCGAGCAGGAAGGCCACUUUGAUUAAGGUUGAUAGUUCUAACAGGCAUGGUAGUUUGCUGGAGGUGGUUCAAGUCCUUACUGAUUUGAAUCUUAUAAUUCGUCGAGCUUACAUUUCUUCAGAUGGUGAAUGGUUCAUGGACGUUUUUCAUGUCACUGAUCAGAAUGGGAAAAAACUUUGUGAUGAUGGUGUGGGUGAGAGAAUUCAACAGUCACUGGGGCCAAGGGCACGCAGUUUCAGAUCAUUGAGGAGGUCGGUAGGUGUCCAAGCUGCUGCUGAACACACAACGAUUGAAUUGUCUGGAAGAGACAGGCCAGGCUUGCUUUCUGAGGUUUUUGCUGUUCUUACAGAUCUCAAAUGUAAUGUGGUAGCUGCAGAGGUUUGGACCCAUAAUUCAAGAAUGGCUUCAGUUGUUUACAUCACCGAUGACACGAGUGGAAUGCCGAUCGAUGACCCCGAUUGGUUGGCUAAGAUUAAACAGCUUCUCCUCUAUGUUCUUAAAGGAGACAGAGAUAAACACAGUGCCAAUACUGCUGUUUCAAUGAACUCUACUCAUAAAGAGCGGAGGCUGCAUCAAAUGAUGUAUGCAGACCGUGAUUUCGACUUGAAUUACACGAGUUGCAGCGAAAGCUACCAGAGCAGGCCCCUUGUGACUGUAGAGAACUGUGUUGAGAAGGGAUAUACCGUUGUCAACCUUAGAUGUCCUGACCGACCCAAGCUACUUUUUGAUACGGUUUGCACCCUGACCGAUAUGCAAUAUGUGGUGUACCAUGCAACCAUCAUUGCUGAAGAGCCUGAGGCUUAUCAGGAGUACUUUAUCAGGCAUGUAGAUGGAAGCCCUAUUAGUUCAGAGGCAGAGAGACAGAGGGUAAUCCACUGCUUAGAGGCUGCAAUUAGGCGACGAACGACUGAGGGUAUAAAACUCGAGCUUUGCAGUGAAGACCGAGUUGGACUUUUAACAGAUGUAACGAGAAUAUUCAGAGAGAAUGGUCUUUCUGUCACACGAGCCGAGGUUACCACCAGAGGAACACAGGCCGUGAAUGUUUUCUACGUGACAGAUGCAUCUGGAAACUCAGUAAGGAGCGAAACCAUCAAGGCAGUACGAGAAGCCAUUGGACUAACAAUACUCCAUGUGAAGGACGACGAACAACAGUCAAAAUGUCCACCACAGGAAGGCUCAGGUUUCUCUUUAGGAAACCUCUUCCGGUCAAGAUCGGAGAAGGUACUUUACAACUUGGGUUUGAUAAAGUCAUGCUCAUGAGGAGUGGUAGUAGAGAAAGUAAUAUUUGGAAGAGGGAGUUGAUGUAAAUAUUAGAAUCAUCCUUCAGUAAUACAGCAGAGUUUCAAAUCAAUGGUUGUUGAUAUUGAGACAUUUGCUUGAUGAUCAAAUAUUUGCUUCAGUUAGAUUCUAACUUGUACAAUGAUAAUGAAUGUAAAUACUCUCACCUUUUAGUUUAAUGCACAUAAAUCUUAUUAUUGUUCAAACGCAAA